Papaver somniferum (opium poppy) is the source of this 835-nucleotide messenger RNA. RefSeq names its product protein H2A.5-like. The coding region runs from base 122 to 583 and encodes 153 amino acids. The record is from RefSeq and is a predicted model, not a curated record. Lineage: Eukaryota; Viridiplantae; Streptophyta; Magnoliopsida; Ranunculales; Papaveraceae. Gene Ontology annotation, molecular function: protein heterodimerization activity; structural constituent of chromatin; DNA binding. Gene Ontology annotation, cellular component: nucleosome. The transcript has 2 exons.
ACCAUUCUACCUCCCACCUAUUUUCAGAGAAAUUCUCAAAAUUCUCAAAACUCUCUAGAUCUGUUUCUGCUUCUUCUUCUUCUCUAUUGUAAUCCAGUUUUCAGAAUUUCAUUUUUCAACAAUGGAAGGAGCAGCAGCAGUACCAAAGGUUGGCAAGGGAGGUAGAAAGGGUGGUGAAAGGAAGAAAGCUGUAACAAAAUCAGUGAAAGCUGGUUUAACUUUCCCAGUUGGAAGAAUGGCUCGUUACUUGAAGAAAGGUCGCUAUGCUGAACGUGUUGGAUCUGGUGCUCCUGUUUAUCUUGCUGCUGUUCUUGAGUAUCUCGCUGCUGAGGUUUUGGAAUUAGCUGGAAAUGCUGCAAAGGAUAACAAGAAGUCAAGGAUCAUCCCAAGGCAUCUGUGUUUGGCUAUAAGGAAUGAUCAAGAGUUGGGGAAAUUACUUGCUGGUGUUACUAUUGCUAGUGGUGGUGUUCUACCAAACAUCAAUGCUGUUUUGUUGCCAAAGAAGGUUGAUAAGGCUGAGAAAUCAUCUGCAACUCCACCUAAAUCUCCAGGGAAAGCUUCUAAGAAGGCUGCAGCAGCUUAAGGGUGGUGGUGACUUCAUUCUCGUAGUAUUAACACGUCUGGGUGGUAGUGGUGGUAGUAUUAUCAGUAGUAGUAGGAGUAUUAAAAGAGUAAGAAAGCAAAAUGUAGUGAAAUCUAUAGUAAGAUUUUCAUUUUCAUCAUAACUAUUAGUAUCUGUAUGGAGGAUUAGAGCAUCUAUCUGUGUAUGUAGCUCGUUAACAGCAUCCUUCUUCCUAAUAUGAAAAAGCAACAUGGUUACAUGUUUUUUGAUGAA